This is a messenger RNA of Cololabis saira (Pacific saury), 1946 nucleotides long. RefSeq lists its product as uncharacterized. NCBI's taxonomy places the organism in Eukaryota, Metazoa, Chordata, Actinopteri, Beloniformes, Belonidae. The record is from RefSeq and is a predicted model, not a curated record. The transcript has 7 exons. Bases 184 to 1005 code for a protein of 273 amino acids.
AACUGUCGUAAACUGAAAACAUCUGCCGUGUUUUUAUUUUCAAUGACGAAACCCGAUGAAACUUUAAUGUCGAACUGCAGUUUCCUGUCGUUUAAAAACAAACUUAAAACACAUUAUAGCAGCACUCGAUACGGGAUCUGAAAACAUCGUUUCCAGCUUUCUGCAGCCUGGUUCCAUCUGGUGAUGGGUUUUUGUCAACCAGUCAACCUAAGAGAUUAUGUAUCUCAUAAUCCUCCAGGGGUGACUUUUUUCCUGUGUCUCUUCACUUUGUCCAUUUCCUUCAUAUGCCUUAGUUUUUACAACUACAAUCAUACUCUGCCCAACCCAGACACACUGAAGGACUGGAACAAGCUACUUUCCUCCUUUUCACAAUUUUACUUAUGUGAAAAAGUAAAUGCAAGCUCAUUUUUAGAAAUGUCUUCAGUUCCUCCUCCUCCAAUGAACCAGGAAAAGGAGGAAAAGACUUCAGUUAGUUCGACAACGAGUCCUCCUGUUACUUUUUUGCAUCUCAGGGUACCUGUGGCCGUGACUACCGUCUCACCAAGUCACUCUUUGAAAGGCUUUGGUUUACGCACCACCUUAACAGCCAGUCAGCUUCAUCUUGGAGACAAAGAAAAUAUGAAUUUGACAAUAGCGACUAUAUCUGGAAACACCACCUGCCUCACCAUAAGUGCUCCAACAUACCUUCUGCCCAUGACUUUGUUGCCUCCAAAGUGCCCUAUAACAGAGACAAAUAUUUCAACCAUCCAUGUAGAAGUGAGCAAUCAGCUGCCAACAUCACUGCAAACUUGCUACCGUCUGCACUUCGAGAAUGACCCUAAACUUAGAGUCAUGUUAACUAAGGAGGAGCAAAGUGUAGCAGUGCGACAUCUGCUGGAAGUCAGUUUCUGCAUUCUUGGUGUUUGUGUGCUGUUCUUAGCAGCUGUGACUCUGACAAAUUCAUUUACACGUCGGCACCAUUGGAAUGGGUUGGACCUCCAAAAGGAGCCCUUGAUUGAGAGCUAAUUGUUUCUCUUUUUGUUUUUGCUUUGUUUUUAUCCUGUACAAUGUGAAGUAAUCAGUUGAUGGUUGAAAGGGAGCCACUGCUCAGAGCCUGGGUCCCAGUGAUUUUUUACAAACAUUGUGGGUGACAGAAACAUUGAGAGUAGUACAGCUCAGUUUUGUAAAAACAGUCCUUUGAUGGUUUAUACAGUAACUUUGGUAAAAACUCUACAAGCCAGAGAAACUAUUUUGGGUAAUAUAAUUGUGACUAUCUCAGUUCAAUUGAGGUGACAAAGUAUGUUUAUCAUUUUUAUUUCAUAACUCAAUCAGUAACAAAAAUCAAAUAUAUUAGUCAGCUAACUUUUUUUUUUUUGGUUUCCAUGGACCAAUGACAUUGCUUGUUUUUUUUUUUUAAACAGAUUAUUGAAUGUGUGAUUUAAAGCAGCACAAUGUAACUUUUCCACCUUAAUAUAAUAUUUCCAGAGUCAUUGUGAUGGUACAUCAACUUACAACAGGUUUAAUGACACCUCUGUCAUGGUCUGAGGGGUCUGUAUCGCCUUCACUGGCACUAUGUAACUUGGAGGUGGAUGGUAGGAACCCUUCCACACUACUGGUAAAGCACUACCGCUUUUGUCCAAAGGAGCCGCCAAACUCAACAAAAGCUGAAAGUUACAUUGUGCUGCUUUAAGUGUUCCCUUUAUUAUCUUAACAGUAUAUUUUUUUAAUGAAUUUAUUUUCCAAUGAAAAAUGUAUUUGUAAUCAUUUCAAUGGUAAAUGUUGGAGUACUGUAAAACAGUGUUUUCCUUUUACUUGCCAUGGGACCAAAUGUGUCUUGCUCAAAAUCAAAAGAAAGGGCGUGCAAUGUUCAAUAAAAUUCUUGUGAAACAUUCUGUCCGUAAUUUCCUUUUGAUAAAAGGUUUACAGAUCACCUGCAUGUGUCGUGUGCAAUCAGAAACAAAUUGUGU